Messenger RNA from Ctenopharyngodon idella (grass carp), 1667 nucleotides. Its product is annotated as SLAM family member 9. Lineage: Eukaryota; Metazoa; Chordata; Actinopteri; Cypriniformes; Xenocyprididae. The coding region runs from base 185 to 1318 and encodes 377 amino acids. The record is from RefSeq and is a predicted model, not a curated record. The transcript has 5 exons.
ACUCGAUGUGGUAACCUUUAAACAUUGUGAAAUGGAGAAAAAAAAGUUCUCACACAUCAACACGGUUAAAGAUGUAUGUAUUUUUACAGACCAGCUCUCAUGUCACUGCAUAUGUCAUUGUGCUAAUAAACCUGUUUAGAAUAGUUUGUCUUGUCACAUUUGUGGACUGAAACUGUUGAAGAAAAUGUUUCACACGAUUCGGUUCUGUUUGUGCUUGUGUGCUUGUCUGGUUGGUGUGUUUGGUGUUACAGAUGAGAUGAAGUCAGUGUCAGUGAUGGUGGGAGACUCUGUCACUUUACACACUGAUAGAGAAAUGAGGAAUAAUGAUCUUAUCUUCUGGAGGUUUGGACCUGAAAACACUUUAAUAGUUGAAAUCAAUGUAACAGACAGCAGUGUGACCGUAAAUGAUGAUUAUGAUGUGAGAUUUAGAGGCAGAAUGAUGGUGGAUCAUCAGACUGGAUGUCUGACCAUCACAAACACCAGAACUGAACAUGCUGGACGUUAUGAACUAGAGACCAACCGCAUGAAGAAGUUUUUCAUUCUCAUUGUCCAUGGUGGGGUUGGUGAUAAAGAUGAGAUGAAAACACAGUCAGUUAUGGAGGAAGUCUCUCUCACUUUACACACUGAUAGAGAAAUGAGGAAUAAUGAUCUGAUUCUCUGGAGGUUUGGAAACUAUUUAAUAGCUGAAAUCAAUAAAACAGGAGACAGAAACACUGUAUAUGAUAAUGUUCUUGAUGGGAGAUUCAGAGGCAGACUGCAGGUGGAUCGUGAAACUGGAUCUCUGACCAUCACAAACACCAAAACUGAACACACUGGAUUGUAUCAACUACAGACCAACCAUACGAGGAAGUUUUUCACGCUCAGCGUCUGUGCUCCUCUGCCUGUUCCGGUCAUCUUCAGUCACUGUCCUCAAACUCCUUCAUCGUCAUCAAUGUCCAAAUAUUCAUUGCUGUGCUCAGUGUUGAACGUGAGUCAUGUGACGCUCUCCUGGUACAAAGGAAACAGUUUAUUGUCCAGCACCAGUGUGUCUGAUCUCAGCAUCAGUCUCUCCCUGCCUCUGGAGGUGGAAUAUCAGGAUAAAAACACCUACAGCUGUGUGCUGAACAAUUCAUUCGCUAAUCAGACUCAACAUCUGGACAUCACUCUACUCUGUUCAGACUCUGUCCGCGGUUGUGAUGCUGUUGAAGCUGUGAUCCGAUUGGUCGUCACUGUGCUGGUGGGCGUGGCUGCCGUGGCUGCUGCUGUCGUGCUGGUUUAUGACAUCAGAUCCAGAAGAGCUGAACUGGAUCAAGCACAAAUUCCCACAUCAGGAUUGUAAAUGAUGAUGUAAUUUCUUCUUCUUCUUUUUUUUAAUCAUUGAUGAAUCUUCAUUUAUUUAGAAUGGCUUUAUAUAUUCUUCUGCUGGUGUCGAUGUUGCUUUAUCAGCAGCUCAUUUUCACCCUACAAGAUGAUUUGAGUAUGAACAGCAACACAUUCUCACAUUAAUGUUUGUCAAUUAGUGUUUGUCAUGAUAAAUACUGAUUGCUUUGCUCACACUGUAGAUUAGAUAGUAUAAACAUGCGUUUCUUUUUAAUCUUUUUCCCCACAAUCAAAUCUCAUUUGUUGACCACUGCUACCUGUUUGCCAUUUGUAACUGCUUGCCCUGAUCAAUAAAAUUCUCACUCUGA